Molecule: messenger RNA, 1248 nt
Organism: Arvicanthis niloticus (Nile rat)
Lineage: Eukaryota; Metazoa; Chordata; Mammalia; Rodentia; Muridae
Source: RefSeq, a predicted model, not a curated record
AUGAACACUGGUUGCAUCUGUCAACAGAAUAGUCCUCACAUACUUAGGACUGGAGCCUGGACAACCAUUGAGGUGAGGGUACCUGGCCAGCCCACUUUGGAGCUCAGCAUUUCCUGGGGUGAGCAUGCAUCCUUUCCCAAUGAAACAAUGAAUUUCACGGAGUACAACUAUGGAAUGGAGGAUUACACCAGCACAGAUUAUUCUGUGUCUCCAAGUGAAAUACCAUGCUCCCUAAAAGAGGUCAGAGAGUUCACCAAGGUAUUUGUACCAAUUGCCUACUCCCUAAUAUGUGUUUUUGGCCUCCUGGGCAACAUUAUGGUGGUGAUGACCUUUGCGUUCUACAAGAAAGCCAGGUCCAUGACUGACGUCUACCUGUUGAACAUGGCCAUCACAGACAUACUCUUUGUCCUCACCCUACCGUUCUGGGCAGUUACUCAUGCCACCAACACUUGGGUUUUCAGCAAUGCCCUGUGCAAACUGAUGAAAGGCACAUAUGCCGUCAACUUUAACUGUGGGAUGCUGCUCCUGGCCUGUAUCAGCAUGGAUCGGUACAUUGCCAUCGUCCAGGCAACCAAAUCUUUCCGGGUACGCUCCAGAACACUGACACAUAGUAAGUUCAUCUGUCUGGCAGUGUGGUUCAUUUCCGUCAUCAUCUCGAGCCCCACAUUUAUCUUCAACAAGAAAUACACGCUGCAGGGCCGUGAGGUCUGCGAGCCACGGUACGAGUCUGUCUCGGAGCCCAUCACGUGGAAACUGCUGGGUAUGGGACUGGAGCUGCUCUUCGGCUUCUUCAUUCCUUUGCUGUUUAUGGUGUUCUGCUAUCUGUUCAUUAUCAAGACCCUGGUGCAGGCCCAGAACUCCAAGAGGCACAGAGCCAUUCGAGUUGUGAUCGCAGUGGUUCUCGUGUUCCUGGCUUGUCAGAUCCCUCACAACGUGGUCCUCCUCGUGACUGCGGUCAACAUGGGCAAAGUGGGCCGGAGCUGCAGCUCUGAGAAAGUCCUUGCCUACACCAGGAAUGUGGCCGAGGUCCUGGCUUUCCUGCACUGCUGCCUCAACCCCGUGUUGUAUGCAUUUAUUGGACAGAAAUUCAGAAGCUACUUCAUGAAGAUCAUGAAGGAUGUGUGGUGUAUGAGAAGGAAGAACAAGGUGCCUGGCUUCCUCUGUGCCCGGAUUUACUCAGAAAGCUACAUCUCCAGGCAGACCAGCGAGACUGUGGAAAAUGAUAACGCAUCAUCCUUUACCAUGUAA